Molecule: messenger RNA, 3193 nt
Organism: Branchiostoma belcheri (Belcher's lancelet)
Lineage: Eukaryota; Metazoa; Chordata; Leptocardii; Amphioxiformes; Branchiostomatidae
Product: arfaptin-2-like
Exons: 8
Coding region: 45-1373 (442 amino acids)
Biological process (GO): intracellular protein transport; regulation of Arp2/3 complex-mediated actin nucleation
Cellular component (GO): trans-Golgi network membrane
Molecular function (GO): phospholipid binding; protein domain specific binding
Source: RefSeq, a predicted model, not a curated record
GUCUGCUUGUGUUUCUGCAGAUCUAUGACCAGUAGACUGUCACCAUGACAGACGCCACCGCCCCCCUCACCUCAGAGAUCCCCAUCACCAGUAACGGCACUCCCAACGAUGCCGCGGAGGACGACACCUUCGAGAGGGACCUGAAGAAAAUGCUCCAGGAUGGCCCCAACCUAAACAACAGCAGCGCCGUCCAGGGCGGGUCCGGAACCACGCCGACGACCGUAGCGCCGACGCCGUUCAGCGGCGUGCGUUUGAACUCGCCCACGGCCCCGUCCCAACAGCAGCAACGUUCCCCCACGGGGCCUGUGCCUCCCCCGAACCCCUAUGUGGGAAGUAGGUUGGCGUCCACACUAAAACCGCCACAGUAUCAAGCACCAGGUUCGACCCAAGAACUAGAGGAUUAUGAAGCUGAUGAAUUUGCAGCCAGACCGCCCCCCACAGCAAUAGAACACCAUGCGGAGGGUGGACCCCCGCCACAGUCCAUGGCCAACGCUGUGUCCAAAAUCGAGUCCAUCAAGAACUGGAGCUUAAAACAGAUCAAGUGCACGCGGCAGAUCCUGUCGGAGCGGUUCGGACGCGGCUCCCGGACGGUGGACCUCCAGCUGGAGGCCCAGAUCGAGGUUCUACGGGACACGCAGCGCAAGUACCAGCAGAUCCUGCGCCUGGCGCGCGGCAUGGCCUCGCACUUCUACAAUGUGGUGCAGACACAGAGGGCUCUGGGGGACACCUUCUCAGCAUGUGCAGAGACCUUACAAAUGCAGAUGCAGAACUCAAACUAUUACAAUGAUCUAGCCCAGAAGUCUCCAGAGUUGCAGGAAGAGUUUACGUACAACGCAGAGACCCAGAAGGCCCUGUGUAAGAAUGGGGAAACCCUCCUGGGUGCAAUCAACUUCUUCACAUCCAACGUCAACACGCUAGUCAACAAGACCAUGGAGGACACCCUGCUCACAAUAAGGCAAUAUGAGCAGGCCAGGGUGGAGUAUGAUGCGUACAGGACAGACCUUGAGCAGCUGCAGCUGGGACCAAAAGACGCGGCUGUGCAGGCCAGAAUGAAGGAUGCAGACAGUGCCUUCCAGGCUCACAAGGACAAGUUUGACAGGCUCAGGGGCGAUGUCGCCGUUAAGCUUAAAUUUCUGGAGGAAAACAAGCCUCACCAGGACAAGUUUACUAGGCUUAGCGGUGACGUGGCUGUCAAGCUUUCGCUAUUGGAAGAUAAUAAGGUGAAGGUCAUGCACAAGCAGCUGCUCCUCUUCCACAACGCGAUCUCCGCGUACUUCGCCGGGAACCAGACGGCACUCGAGGCGACGCUGAAACAGUUCAACAUCAAACUCAAGUCCCCCGGGGAGGAGAACCCCUCCUGGUUGGAAGAGUAGCCCGGGAACAAGAGCGGGUCGCCCCCCUGUAAUAUGAUAGUUCUGUAUAAAUAGCAUGUCAAGUGAUGCACCUUCUUCUCAUGGGCUUGAAUGUGGCUGUUGGAAGAGUGCCCUUUGAACAAGAACCAAUAGUCCUUAAAAAUACCUAGAAUGUCACUAAAGCCAUCUUCUUUCCAUGCUACCAUGUAGUACCAUGUUUUGUGUUUAUAGGAACCACAGUAACUACAUGUACAUGUAGGUGGUGCCUACUUUCAAAAGAAGUGGCUUUGUCGCAUAUAUUGUUGUUUACAUGAACAUCACAUAUGUUGGCUGCCAACAAUACAUACAUUGUACAUGUAUACUGUGUUUUAAUGAUAAUAGAAUACAUUUCAAAGAAUUGAUAUUCUUUGGGACACAUCAUCCUAGUCUUAGUUCAUCAAUAUCUUGAGCUAAAUGUACACUCGAAGCACACAAAAUACCAGGGAGACAUGUAGUAACUUUUAUAUGCUGACUACUGUUAGGUUCGGUACUCUAAAAAAUGCUCCCUAAAGCUUUUGUGACAAGAGCUAGAAUUUAACAUAAGAUAGUACGUACAUGUACAUUCAUUUCUUAUGUUAAAGUAGAUCCAGUGAAAAAGUACUGGAUAGAAAACGUACACGAAAAUAUUGGUAACAUGAGGAGAAGAUGGCAUCACAAAUUUCUGAUGCAAAUAACAUGUCCCACAUGCUUGGGACGUACAAUACCUGUACAGGUGUUAAGUUAUAAAUGUAGAGCACACUUGUCACCAUGUGUAAGUAUGUAGUUAGUUGUUUCUAUGUGGAAAAAGGUAUUAGUGAGUUCAUGUGUGUAUGUAACACCUCCAAUGGGGGUUACCAUUGGCAUAGGGGUAGAUAAGAUAUUGGGGUAUUUUUUUUUCUUUCAAAAAGGGAAACAAAAACAGAAUACCAAAAUGCUGAGAGUAAGAUAAAAAGGUGUACAUGUAAAGAAAGUGCUGUGUUCUAGGUAUGGUAGAUACUGUUUUUGUAGGGAGGGGUGUCAGCGGGGAAAGUACACAACAUUGUGCAAGUCUAGAAGCUAGAAGGCACCGUAGUUUGUAAAAAAAAAACUGUUGGUAAGGCACUAGGAAAGAAAUAAGGAUUUUCCAGCAUUGUUUGCAAGUGAGCUUUUGUGCUUUUUUUGUAAUGUUAGUUCUGUGAACUUGUUUUGCAAGCUUUAAUAUAGGCAGAACCUUGGUAGAAAGCACUGUGCCUGGGCAAAGCCCUUAUUGUGCAUAGCACUUCAGCAGAACGUCAGAUUUGAGGCCAUAUUCCCAUCUAUAGGUUACAAAUGUUGUGUGUACCUUUUUACGUGUACCGUCUGCAAUGGGCAAAAUUCAUGCACCUUAGUGAAAAAAUACACAGAUAUUAUAACAAUUACAAACAAGCUUCAUUGUCAGUUACUAUGAUCCUUUUGCCUACCCAUGUAACUAACAGGGAAUUUGGUAGCCAAACAGCUACUUCAGUUUUCUAAAAACUGCACAAGUCACAGAAAAGCUGUACUGUUGCUAUUGUACAUGUAUAUACUCAUGUUAUAACACGAUCUUUGCUUUAUACUGUUCCCCAACAGAGCACAAACCUAUUUGACUUGUGUGUGUGCACUCUAGGGCCUGGUCACUCUUGCUAUGCCAUCAUCCUACAUUGCAAGCUAGGGGUAUAGUCGUGUAUGUGUGCUUCAAAAUACAGCUGUCUUGUUAGGGAAAAGGUUAUAAUAUCUUACUCGUACUCUUAGAUCCUUGUCCGUGGCUGGUCCUGUCAUAUCCUGCCUGCAAAUUCUACAGCAUCAGAAUAACACAACAACCUACG